This is a messenger RNA of Knipowitschia caucasica, 3132 nucleotides long. NCBI's taxonomy places the organism in Eukaryota, Metazoa, Chordata, Actinopteri, Gobiiformes, Gobiidae. The record is from the annotation of a GenBank genome assembly.
AUGGGAGACUCGGGCCCAGCACCGGAACCUCCCACAAUGGAUGGGGGGAGGGGACCGUAUCCCGUCAGCUCACAAGCACCCCUCCGGCGACGGUACCAGGAGACCUCGGACCCGACCAGGACUGGACCCAGACCAAACAAAACACCCCAUAAUUACAUCUACGAGCCACUUGCGCCCCAGGAGCAGGCCAAGACACCCAGCCCUGGUGGGUCUCUCCCGCGCCUCUGUAUCUCCUCUGCCCCCGCUCUGGAGCCCUGGGCCGGCAUGUCUUCUCACCUAAAGCCGCAUCAGAAGCCUCAGGUCCUGGAUGACACGGUCCCUCUGAGUGCGACCAUCGAAGCCAGCCAGAACCUCCAGUCUCACACGGAGUACAUAAUCCGUGUGCAGAGGGGCGUGUCCUCGGAGAACACCUGGCAGGUGAUUCGUCGAUACAGUGACUUUGAUGCACUGAACUCCGCCCUCACAGUGAGUCUCCCCCCAUCAGAGUCUCCCCCAUCAGAGUCUCCCCCAUCAGCUCCCCCAUCAGAGUCUCCCCCAUCAGUCUCCCCCAUCAGAGUCUCCCCCAUCAGAGUCUCCCCCAUCAGUCUCCCCCAUCAGAGUAUCCCCCAUAAGAGUAUCCCCCAUAAGAGUCUCCCCAUAAGAGUCUCCCCCAUCAGAGUCUCCCCCAUCAGUCUCCCCCAUCAGAGUCUCCCCCAUCAGUGUCUCCCCCAUCAGUGUCUCCCCCAUCAGUGUCUCCCCCAUCAGAGUCUCCCCCAUCAGAGUCUCCCCCGUCAGUGUCUCCCCCGUCAGUGUCUCCCCCGUCAGUGUCUCCCCCGUCAGUCUCCCCCAUCAGAGUCUCCCCCAUCAGUGUCUCCCCCAUCAGUGUCUCCCCCAUCAGUGUCUCCCCCAUCAGUGUCUCCCCCAUCAGAGUCUCCCCCAUCAGAGUCUCCCCCAUCAGAGUCUCCCCCGUCGUCCCUCAGUGUCUCCCCCUCAGUGUCUCCCCCGUCAGUGUCUCCCCCGUCAGUGUCUCCCCCGUCAGUGUCUCCCCCUCAGGUCCCCAUCAGUGUCUCCCCCAUCAGUGUCUCCCCUGUCUCCCCCAUCAGUGUCUCCCCCAUCAGUGUCUCCCAUCAAUGUCUCCCAUCAGUGUCUCCCCCAUCAGUGUCUCCCCCAUCAGUCUCCCCCAUCAGUGUCUCCCAUCAAUGUCUCCCAUCAGUGUCUCCCCCAUCAGUGUCUCCCAUCAGUGUCUCCCCCAUCAGUGUCUCCCAUCAGUGUCUCCCCCAUCAGUCUCCCCCAUCAGUGUCCCCCAUCAGUGUCUCCCCCAUCAUGUCUCCCAUCAGUGUCUCCCAUCAGUGUCUCCCCCAUCAGUCCCCCCAUCAGAGUCUCCCAUCAGUGUCUCCCAUCAGUAUCUCCCCCAUCAGUCUCCCCCAUCAGUGUCUCCCAUCAGUGUCUCCCCCAUCAGUGUCUCCCAUCAGUGUCUCCCAUCAGUGUCUCCCAUCAGUGUCUCCCCCAUCAGUGUCUCCCAUCAAUGUCUCCCAUCAAUGUCUCCCAUCAGUGUCUCCCCCAUCAGUGUCUCCCAUCAAUGUCUCCCAUCAAUGUCUCCCAUCAGUGUCUCCCCCAUCAGUGUCUCCCAUCAAUGUCUCCCAUCAGUGUCUCCCAUCAGUGUCUCCCCAUCAGUGUCUCCCCCAUCAGUGUCUCCCAUCAGUGUCUCCCCCAUCAGUCUCCCCCAUCAGUGUCCCCCAUCAGUGUCUCCCCCAUCAGUCUCCCCCAUCAGUGUCUCCCAUCAAUGUCUCCCAUCAGUGUCUCCCCCAUCAGUGUCUCCCCCAUCAGUGUCUCCCAUCAAUGUCUCCCAUCAAUGUCUCCCAUCAGUGUCUCCCCCAUCAGUGUCUCCCCCAUCAGUGUCUCCCCCAUCAGUGUCCCCCAUCAGUGUCUCCCCCAUCAGUCUCCCCCAUCAGUGUCUCCCAUCAAUGUCUCCCAUCAGUGUCUCCCCCAUCAGUGUCUCCCAUCAGUGUCUCCCCCAUCAGUGUCUCCCCCAUCAGUGUCUCCCAUCAAUGUCUCCCAUCAAUGUCUCCCAUCAGUGUCUCCCCCAUCAGUGUCUCCCCCAUCAGUGUCUCCCAUCAAUGUCUCCCAUCAGUGUCUCCCCCAUCAGUGUCUCCCCCAUCAGUGUCUCCCCCAUCAGUGUCUCCCAUCAAUGUCUCCCAUCAAUGUCUCCCAUCAGUGUCUCCCCCAUCAGUGUCUCCCCCAUCAGUGUCUCCCAUCAAUGUCUCCCAUCAAUGUCUCCCAUCAAUGUCUCCCAUCAGUGUCUCCCAUCAGUGUCUCCCAUCAAUGUCUCCCAUCAGUGUGUCCCCCAUCAGUCUCCCCCAUCAUAGUGUCUCCCAUCAGUGUCUCCCAUCAGAGUCUCCCAUCAGUGUCUCCCCCAUCAGUCUCCCCCAUCAGUGUCUCCCAUCAGUGUCUCCCCCAUCAGUGUCUCCCAUCAGUGUCUCCCAUCAGUGUCUCCCAUCAGUGUCUCCCAUCAUGUCUCCCAUCAGAGUCUCCCCCAUCAGUCUCCCCCAUCAGUCUCCCCCAUCAGUGUCUCCCAUCAGUCUCCCCCAUCAGUGUCUCCCAUCAGUGUCUCCCAUCAGUCUCCGCCAUCAGUCUCCCCCAUCAGUCUCCCCCAUCAGUCUCCCCCAUCAGUGUCUCCCAUCAGUGUCUCCCAUCAGAGUCUCCCCCAUCAGUCUCCCCCAUCAGUCUCCCCCAUCAGUGUCUCCCAUCAGUGUCUCGUGUCUCCCAUCAGUGUCUCCCAUCAGAGUCUCCCCCAUCAGUCUCCCCCAUCAGUCUCCCCCAUCAGUCUCCCCCAUCAGUCUCCCCCAUCAGAGUCUCCCAUCAGUGUCUCCCCCAUCCGUUUUGUGUGUGUGUGGUGCCCCCCUCCCCCUCCCUCCUAAAAAGCUGCUGAGGAACAUGGAGAGGGAGUUUGUGGCAGAGCGUCAGAGAGGACUACAGGUGUAUGUGGACUACAUUUCCCAGCAUCCUCUGCUCUGCUCCUGCCUCAGCGUCAAAAGGUUCUUGGACCCAGACAACUACUGUGCUAACUAUACAGCUGAUGUCACUCAAAGACCCUGCACUUAUGGUUUCCAGCUGAUGUCACUCAAAGACUCUGCACUUAUGGUUUCCAGCUGA